Panicum hallii is the source of this 862-nucleotide messenger RNA. RefSeq lists its product as uncharacterized. The record is from RefSeq and is a predicted model, not a curated record. The coding region runs from base 10 to 516 and encodes 168 amino acids. NCBI's taxonomy places the organism in Eukaryota, Viridiplantae, Streptophyta, Magnoliopsida, Poales, Poaceae. The transcript has a single exon.
UCAUUCACCAUGAGGCUGUUGCCGUGGCCGUGGAGGCGGCCGAACCACCCGGACCCGGCGGCGCCGCCGCGGCUUGAUGACGACGUGCCGGUGGCGGUGGGCACCCACCUCCACGUUGCGGCUGGUGGCGAUGACGACGACGCCGAGUCCACGGCGUCGUCGGAGCGCAGCCACCGGACGCUGCCGGUCCACGCCGACGAGGCGGAUCCCGCCGGGGACGGGGGACUCCAGGCCGUCGACCCUCGUCAUCACGAGGUGGCCGGUCGUGGUUCCGGUUCGGAGGAGGACGGGUGGAGCUGGAGCGAGAGCGAUGGCGGUGAGCCGGCGGAGGAGGCUGCCGCCGGGCACCGGCGGAGGCGGAGGGCCCCGGGGCGCCACCGCCGGGGAGGAGGCAGAAGGCGGCCUGCUUCCGCCGGCGUGCCGGCGCUCAUGGUCGUCGGGCCCGCCGCGGCGGUGAUGCUGCUCGCGCUCGUGGCGCUCGUCGCGUGGAAGAGGCGGCAGCGCCGGCUGCUAUAGUAGCUCGAUCACGCGCGGUUACUGCUGCAGUAACAUUUCUCCUUUUUCCCCCCCCAGGGUGGCAGUAACAUUCCAUUCCCUGGGAGUACGUGGCAGGUUGGCAGCCGUAGGAUCAGUGUGUACGAGGACCCGGGUGUGCGUAAAAGUUCAGGGGGUGAUUUUUUUUCCUUUACGACUUUUUUUAACAGAGGUGUGGUUUUCAAGCUAGAUAGUAUCAAAUUGAGGCAUCUGGGUUCCGUACUUCCAUAUCUUUGAUGGUUUUUUUUUAUGAUAGUCUAGAAAAGCGCGCGGUUUUGCAUGGUUUAACCGUGCAGGGUUCGUAUUUCAUAUCGUCGGAUUGCAGUUG